Notolabrus celidotus (New Zealand spotty) is the source of this 3027-nucleotide messenger RNA. It is a transcript of the gene ar, whose product is annotated as androgen receptor. Gene Ontology annotation, biological process: male gonad development; regulation of DNA-templated transcription. Bases 301 to 2508 code for a protein of 735 amino acids. Gene Ontology annotation, molecular function: sequence-specific DNA binding; DNA-binding transcription factor activity; zinc ion binding. Lineage: Eukaryota; Metazoa; Chordata; Actinopteri; Labriformes; Labridae. The record is from RefSeq and is a predicted model, not a curated record. The transcript is spliced from 8 exons.
UUCACGAUAACCAAACCAAGCUCCAGCGUCUGUGACUCUGAAGAUCUCAGUUUAGGAGGAGUUUAUGACUCUUGCAGCUUUUCUAGAACCUUUACCAAAUCGUUUCCACUGCCUGAAAGUUUGGUUGAGCAGAAACAAUUACUGUGACCUAUCGAGACUUCUGUCGUGCAAAGUUUCAGACCUCGUGGCCAAGUAAACACUUUCUGGGAAACGAGCCAAACUGACCGGCAGUUAUCUUGUAACAGAAUUUGGUUAGGGGGGGAGAAAAUAAAGGCAGACGACGGUGCGCGCGCUGCCAGCAUGGCGCAAAAAACGGAGGAAAGUGGGGUCCAUUUCGCCAAAAACUCAACGGGAAGCGGCGCCGGCUGGCUGAAUCAAUCCUACAAUGCAGACCACAACAUUUACGAAUCCGGACACAUUAAUCCGUUAGCCAGUGACAUGGAGGAACCCCGCUGUCAAACAGCUGCUGUUCCUCAGGAGGAGUUGUUAAACGCUGACUGCCGAGUGGGCGACAGUCGCUCUUUUCCUGCCUGCGCCACAAUCUCAGAAACAGCAAGGGAGCUGUGCAAAGCUGUGUCCGUGUCCCUAGGAUUGACCACUGAGUCCACUGACACGAGUGACAUGGACACUGCUCACCCCUCAUGCGCUGCAAAUGACCACAUUCGAGGAGAGUACUUAUUCAGAGUUGGAGCCGUGCCGCUGAGCUGUCCGCGCGCCCGGGCUGCUGUCAGCGAGCGGGAUGAGCUGCCCCCGCACGGACACAAGCAACUGGUGGACAUGUUUAAAAGUUCAGAGACUGGCUCGCGCUUGCAACACCUCACCUCCACUAGGACGUGUGCGGACGAUCAGAACUUCUCGCUGUGCAACUCUGGUGACAUAACUUCAGAGGAGAUUGAUCAUCUGGACCCGGCGCGUGCUGCCCCUUGCCCCUACACCCAAUCCGCUCCAGACAACUUGGCACAGUUAUCCACAGAUAGGCCAUGCCGGGUCUACAACCCACCCGAUGAAGGGAGAGACUUCGGUGAAACCAUGGAGAAGUUCGGGGGAUAUCAGCCGGAACAUUUCAACGUCAGAAUCAAAUCUGAGGACAGUGAUCACGCCGGGGCUGUGUGGGGGAGUAAUUACACCUUUAAUGAGAAAUACAGCUGUCAAGGCUGGGAUCCGAGGCAGUGCAUGAAUACAGACAGCGCGGGGACAAGCGCACCGUUCAUAUGUAAUCCAUACGAGAGGAGCAUGGCGCGUCCUGAGCAGUGGUACCCGGGCGGGAUGCUGAGGCCGCCCUAUCCCAACUCCAGCUACGUGAAGAGCGAGGUGGGCGAGUGGCUGAACGUCGCUUACAAUGACACCAGGUUUGAGUCUGGCAGAGAGCACAUGUUCCCCAUGGAGUUCUUCUUCCCACCACAGAGGAUGUGCUUGAUCUGCUCAGAUGAGGCGUCAGGCUGCCAUUACGGAGCGCUCACCUGUGGCAGCUGCAAAGUUUUCUUCAAGAGGGCGGCAGAAGCCUCUGGUUUAUCUGUCUCUACAGGCAAACAAAAAUACCUGUGUGCAAGCAAAAACGACUGCACUAUUGACAAGCUAAGGAGAAAGAAUUGCCCGUCCUGUCGACUGAAGAAGUGUUUUGAGGCUGGAAUGACACUUGGAGCACGUAAACUAAAGAAGAUUGGACAACAGAAAAACCCUGAAGAGGAGCACCCCGGUCAGGAACAAUCAGAUGCCAUGCAGAAUGUAUCUCCUAAAUCAGGCCUGAACUUCAACACCCAAAUGGCCUUUCUCAACAUCCUGGAGUCAAUUGAGCCUGAGGUGGUGAAUGCUGGACAUGACUACAGCCAACCAGACUCAGCUGCCACCCUCCUCACCAGCCUCAACGAGCUGGGAGAGAGACAACUGGUCAAAGUGGUCAAGUGGGCUAAAGGGCUGCCAGGUUUUAGAAACCUCCAUGUGGAUGACCAAAUGACUGUCAUUCAGCAGUCAUGGAUGGGGGUGAUGGUGUUCGCCCUGGGAUGGAGGUCCUAUAAGAAUGUCAACAGCAGGAUGCUUUACUUCGCUCCAGAUCUUGUGUUCAAUGAACAUCGGAUGCACAUUUCCACCAUGUACGAGCACUGCAUACGGAUGAGACACAUUUCACAAGAGUUCCUGAUUCUGCAGAUCACUCAGGAGGAGUUUCUCUGCAUGAAAGCCUUGCUCCUCUUCAGCAUCAUUCCAGUUGAAGGUCUGAAGAGUCAGAAGUACUUUGAUGAACUGCGCCUUACCUACAUCACCGAACUUGAUCGCCUCAUUAACAAUCGAAUGAAAACCAAUUGUUCUCAAAGGUUCUACCAUCUCACCCGACUGCUGGACUCUUUACAGAUGACGGUACAGAAGCUCCAUCAGUUUACAUUCGACCUGUUCGUCCAGGCUCAGUCGCUCCCAAACAAGGUCAGCUUUCCAGAGAUGAUUGGGGAGAUCAUCUCAGUCCAUGUACCAAAGAUCCUGGCAGGUUUGGCCAAACCAAUCUUGUUUCACAAGUAGAAGGAUUUUUUUAAUGAAUAAGUGACUCAUCUUUGCUGCGUCCAUAAACUUUAACAAAUGUUCUGUUUCCCUACAUCUUCAGUCUAAUGGCUCUUAGCCCUGUCCUGUAAUCUUUUCUUUUUUCCUUUUAGCCAUAAUUGAGAUACUUUGUUCAUAACCGUUAAAGCUUUUAUCUGAAGUGGUGCAAAGCAUCAUAUGUCGACUGCUCUGCUAUUUCAGAGUGCAGUGUGUGUUUGUAAUCUGGAUCAGACAUGCUACUUUACAUAAAGUUUGUAAAUCAUGACGCAGCAAGCUAUAAGUAUGAGGGUUAAAACAUAACGUUUCUUUCACCAACAUUUGGCAAGGUGUUCAAACUGAAAAAACAAACCCAGCAUGAAGAUGAUAUUGAAUCACCAUCAACUCCCCAAAACUUUUUUUUAUUUCCCUCUGUUAAUUUUCUUAAUAACCUUUUAUUGUACAUAAAGCUUUGGAGGCAUUUAAGUGUACAAGUGCCUUAAAAUCAGGAUUGUGGACCUUGAA